GGGGCGGAGGCGGGACUUCCGAGCGCGCGGAGGCACAACUUCCGGAGGAAGGCGGAAGAGCCUGUGGGCUCCGCGCUCAGGAAUCCCGGGGCCGCUGAGGGGCUGCCCGGGGCACGGGACAGGGCCGCCGGGGCGGCCGGGCCGCGCUCGGAGUGUCGGGGCCGCGCGUCUGAGGGAUGAGGAGGGGCCAUGGCCAGCGACGGGGCCAGGAAGCAGUUCUGGAAGCGCAGCAACAGCAAGGUCCCGGGCAGCAUCCAGCACGUGUAUGGCGCCCAGCACCCCCCAUUCGAUCCCCUGUUACACGGCACCUUGCUCAAGGCCACGCCCAAGGCGCCGAGCACGCCGGUCAAGGCCAAACGGGUCAGCACCUUCCAGGAGUUUGAGAGCAACACCAGCGACGCCUGGGAUGCCGGCGAGGACGACGAUGAGCUCCUGGCCAUGGCGGCCGAGAGCCUCAACACCGCCGUCGUCAUGGAGGCGGCCAACCGCGUCCUGCGCAACCACAGCCAGCGGCAGGGGAGCCAGCAGCCGCUGGCGGCUCCGGGGCCCGAGCAGCAGCCAAAGCCUUCGGCGGAGCCCCCGUCGGUCCCCAGCGGGGACCUCCGGCUGGUGAAGUCUGUCAGCGAGAGCCACACGGCUUCUCCCGCAGGAAGCGCCAGCGAUGCCGCCCCUCUGCAGAGGUCCCAGUCGCUCCCGCACUCUGCCACCGUGGUGCUGGGUGGGGCCCCCGAGCCCAGCACCCUCAGCAGCUCAGCCUUAAGUGAAAGAGAGGCCUCCCGGCUGGACAAGUUCAAGCAGCUCCUCGCCGGCCCCAACACAGACCUCGAAGAAUUGCGGAAGUUGAGCUGGUCAGGGAUCCCGAAGCCCGUCCGUGCCAUCACGUGGAAGCUGCUCUCAGGUUACCUUCCUGCCAACGUAGACCGAAGACCAGCCACUCUCCAAAGAAAACAGAAAGAAUAUUUCGCUUUCAUCGAUCACUAUUACGACUCCAGGAAUGACGCCGCUCACCAGGACACGUACAGACAGAUCCGCAUAGACCUCCCUCGGAUGAGUCCCGAAGCACUGAUUCUUCAGCCCAAGGUGACGGAGAUUUUUGAAAGGAUACUGUUUAUAUGGGCCAUACGCCAUCCUGCGAGCGGGUAUGUCCAGGGGAUCAACGACCUCGUCACUCCUUUCUUUGUCGUCUUCAUUUGCGAGCACAUAGACGACGAGGACGUGGACACCGCCGACGUCUCCCGCGUGCCUGCGGACGCGCUGCGCAACGUGGAGGCCGACACGUACUGGUGCAUGAGCCGCCUGCUGGACGGCAUCCAGGACAACUACACCUUUGCGCAACCUGGGAUUCAAAUGAAAGUGAAAAUGUUGGAAGAGCUUGUGAGCCGGAUAGAUGUCGGAACCCGAGGGCUUCGCGCAUUUCCAUUUGUACGUGUGCGCUGCUUUUCUCGUGAGAUGGAGGAAAGAAAUACUGGAAGAAAGAGAUUUUCAAGAGCUGCUGCUCUUCCUGCAGAACCUGCCCACGGCCCACUGGGGCGACGAGGACGUCAGCCUGCUGCUGGCCGAGGCCUACCGCCUGAAGUUUGCCUUCGCGGACGCCCCCAAUCACUACAAGAAAUGAGCCCAGGCCUACCGCAGUGGGCCCCCGGCCCCGACUUCUGGCUGGAUGUAGGCCACAGCCAAGGAGAGGCUUGCUGGAACGGCGGGCCGGGACGGGGCGCUGGAUGUGGUCCAGGGCCUGGUGAGGGCCGGGUGGCCUCUGUUUUCUGAGAUACCAAAGAGAGCCAGGGAGGGUCCCGGCCACACGGGGCCAGAGAGGGGCUGGGCAUCUCCCUCCCUCGACCCUGGAGCAUCCUUGCCAAACGCCCACUUCGUGGAGCCCCCGCCCAGGGUGGCCUGAGAGGUAGACCCUCUCGGAGAGGCCUGCUGUCUGGGUACCGGGGGCAGAGGGAGGUGGCAGCCAUCUCCUACCUACUUGGAAAUUUAAAAUUUCUAUUCUGUUGAGUGAAAGAGAAUAAAAUAUAGACAAAGUCAUACGUGAAACGUUGCACGAGCCUGUGACGUCUCUGUGCCCUUCCAGGCCCUGACAGCCGGCCAGAUCUCUGUAACUUCGUCACUUUAACUUCACUGCCUACUUGCUUUCUUGGCUUAAACUCGGUUGGAAGGUGGACGGCGAGCCUGGGGAGGCUCUGGCUGCAGCGGCUGGGAGCAGAGUGAGGGCUCGAGAAAUUGCCUUACUUUCCAUCCACAACCUCCAGGAACUGAGACCCUCCCCAGCCAGUCCGUCGUAGAGCCUACACGGGCAGGGACCCUUCUGCUGGGCGCUCAGGCUCCGGCCCCGGCCACGCUCACCUGGCCACCUGGACAGGCGGGUCCAGCCGCUCCUGCUCCGUGAUCAGAGCCGUGAAGGCCUCCCCGCCUUCCGCACCCACACACGCACCCACGUGCGCACCUACACCUCGGGGCCGGAGUGGCCCGACCCCUCCCCUCGCUGCAUCUCUGGGUAUCGGGGGUGUUGGACACCCACUUGCUGCUGUGUUGGUCACCGGGGCAGUGAGCCCAGCUGCAGAAGGUUCCAGGCCCGUCCUGCCUGGGGCUCUGCCAGGGCCGUCUGGCUUCCCACACGUUCCCCACCUGGCCGGAGAGCACCCAUCACAGGCGUGUGGCUGCCGGCGGCAUGGGCAUCCCCCCCGGCUCUGGGGCGCAGCCACAGCCUCUGACCCCUGAGCCCAGGACAGGCUCCUGACCACGGUGGCCACCUCUGCCCUCAGACUCUCUCCCCGCCCCGUGCCAGCCCUCCCGGGGCAGCCAGGCCGCUGCCCCAUCUUUGUACGGCUCAGGUGCCAGCGUGCUGCCCGGAGGCUGUGCACCCGUGGUGGGGUGCGCUCCUGAUCUUAUUGAAGGGUUCUUGGGUCAUUACAUGUGCGUGGAAAUCACACAAAAUACUGUGCAGCUGUCAGAAGCCCCCAGACCAGCGGAGGGACCUGCUUGCCUUUGACCAGACGGAGUGCGCCCCCCACCGGCCGGUCCCUGCCCCCAAGCUGGCAUCAGGGCUCCCCCACCCCCCACCCCCCCCCACCCCGGCCCUCUGGCGCGCUGCUGCUUUCCUGCUGGGCGUCCGGUUCCAGGAAGACCCGUCCUGCUUAGACCCCGGGCACUGCCCGCUGCGGCUCAGGUUGUCCGUGCGGCCAAAAUGCUGGGGACGUGAAAGAUGUGUCCCUGGAGGCAGUUUAUUUUUCAAAUAGGAAGAGUCUAUGAAGUUCAGUGAGGCUCUGUGUAUAUUUUCAUGUGUAUGUGAACCUGAAACUGAGCGCGAGGGGUGUUGACGGGGUCCUUGGAGUCUGAGCCAGUCAACCUGAAGUGAUUAGGCUAUUCUGUCUGGAAUGCGAUGUGUGAAACACGGAAUAAAGAUGCAGUGAAA
Molecule: messenger RNA, 3415 nt
Organism: Hippopotamus amphibius kiboko
Lineage: Eukaryota; Metazoa; Chordata; Mammalia; Artiodactyla; Hippopotamidae
Gene: TBC1D22A
Product: TBC1 domain family member 22A
Exons: 12
Coding region: 190-1764 (524 amino acids)
Biological process (GO): activation of GTPase activity
Molecular function (GO): GTPase activator activity
Source: RefSeq, a predicted model, not a curated record